Molecule: messenger RNA, 1284 nt
Organism: Dicrocoelium dendriticum
Lineage: Eukaryota; Metazoa; Platyhelminthes; Trematoda; Plagiorchiida; Dicrocoeliidae
Source: the annotation of a GenBank genome assembly
AUGAAGCCUAAGAAAUCGGGUGAAGAUGAGAAAGGUUCAGUUGCAGAAAGUGCCACCUUGAAUGCAUGCACUCUUUAUGUGCGAAAGCUACCACGGUGUAUGUUGGUCUCCCAUUUGCAAUCGUUGUGUCCCAUCUCAGUCAAUGCUCAUUCGCAUAACCAGACAUUCGAUAGAGGAUUUAAAGCGCUUUUAUCGUAUUCAAAACCGAAAAGUCUACACGAGAAGCACAUCAUUCUAGAUGUUUGGUCCAUGAUCAUUUUGAAACAGCACUCCCAUUGCGAAAUGAGGGUUUGCGUGUGGAGAUUGCGGCUGCUUGAGCGGAGUGUGAGAAGUUACGGUCUUGCAUUGAGGUUAGUGUUCGUGAUGGUGCAUGGGGUGUAGUUGGAUUGAUUCGGUCCAGUAGGCGAGUGGACAUAGCGUCGACAGAACGUGCAUAAGUGUCGGCUGAGGUGUAUCUUUCUAGGAGCGUGGUGUGCGAGUCGGUCCCAUGUUCAUCAUCGACAUUGAUGAGAUUACCUGGUGGUGUUUGUUCGGAUUUGGAUGCGAGACCGGAUGUGUCAUUGGUUGGUGUGCAUGAUUUGGCCCCGUCCUCAAGGUACGUGAAACAUGUGAGCAAUCAAGCGGAUAAGGAGCGAGUGGUGGAUGGUAGUAUUAACCAUGGAACGGUUGUUGGUGUUGCAGCACGUGACGCGAGUGUGGGGCUUGACAUGGCGGAUGUGUGUGAACCGAAGUCGACAUUGUUGGAGGAGGCGGAUGCGAUAUGUCGGUUGCAGGAUGAGUUGACUAGUCUUCGAUUGGAGUACCUUCACCUGAGAGAGGCGUGUGAGUGGGCGCGUAAAUGACUGAGAGUGGGUUGGUGGCUGGCUUGUGUUGUGCUGCGAAGGAUGAAUCGGCAAUGGGUAUUGGGAUGAAAGCGUCUGCAUUGGGCGUUGCAGAUGAUGCUAGUACUCGCGUUGGCUUCGCUGUGAAUGUUUUGCAUGAGGGAGUCCCUCUGGUUUGUGGACGAAUUGGCUGCUGCUGAUAAUCUGUUGCCAUUGCCUUCGCCGAUGGUGGGAAGCCAUGAUGUGCUGGAGAAAUGUGGAUCUGCUAUGUCGGGUUUACUUGAGAUUGAGUCGCUGGUGUGUGAUUUACGGGAGGAGCUACGUGUGGAUUGUGCACCAGUGUGUGUAUCGGAAGCCGCGUUGAGCGCGGAGUUGUGUGCGCUUCGGGGAGGCUGUGGUGUGAGGCUGUGGCGUCGAGUGAGGAGAUGAAUGUGGAGAAGUCAGAUCCGUUGACUGCGGCGAC